Molecule: messenger RNA, 819 nt
Organism: Halichondria panicea
Lineage: Eukaryota; Metazoa; Porifera; Demospongiae; Suberitida; Halichondriidae
Product: protein Hikeshi-like
Exons: 2
Coding region: 45-722 (225 amino acids)
Biological process (GO): protein import into nucleus
Cellular component (GO): nucleus; cytosol
Molecular function (GO): nuclear import signal receptor activity; Hsp70 protein binding
Source: RefSeq, a predicted model, not a curated record
AGUGUUAAUUGGGUAAAACCUUCGUCUCAAAAUGUUCAUACCGGAUGUGGCUGAGGCAUAGAUUGGCUGAGGCUAGGACAAGUGCUUUCUUGGGAUACGUCACCAACAACAUGUUUGGGGUAUUGGCCUCUGGAAGAUUGGUUAACACCAACGUACAGCAAGCUGACGAGAACACGUUCGUGCUCACGCUAGACCAUGCAGAGAGUGUCAACCACAUUGUCGUGUUUUUAACUGGUCAAGUACCAUUCAGUGAUGGAUUUGGAGGCUCUAUACACAUUGGAUGGCCUGGCCCCGAUGGAAGCGUCUCUUGGCAACUACUUGGGUAUAUCUCCAAUGACAAACCCAGUGCAAUAUUCAAGAUAGCAAGACUGAAACCCACGGACACCACACCGCUAAACCCGUUUGGCCAGUCGAUGGGAGCACUGUCUACUAGUAUGCUUGCCACACAAGCACUCAUUGGGAUAUCAGUAGAACCACUAACAGAAAUAUCACAAAAGACCCCUUCUGCUAAUACGGAGGCUUCCACCGUGUCUCAAUUUGCAGAGUUUAGUCAAAAAAUGCUCGAGAGCUUGUUCAAUUAUGCGACAUCAUUUGCUGUUGACCCCAAGCAAAGUAUGCUGAACCCAGCGGAGACUUACAUACCCGCCUCUGCACUGCAACAGUGGUAUGGGAACUUUCAGAGGAGAUUGCAAAUGGAUCCAAAGUUUUGGAAAUCUUUGUAAAAGUUAUAAUUUGCUUGUCAUUAUUUUUACUGAAUGUUGUUCAAAAUGUUGUUGAAUAUAAUAAUUAUUGCUGAAACUAAUUGAAAAUUGAAAAUGA